AUGCCGUAUAACAACCCACCUACCAUAUCCCAGCACGCAGCGAUGCAACCUUUUCCGCCAACCCAAUACAACUACCUCCAACCCGCGGGGCUGGGACACACGAGCGGAGGAUCGCUUUCUUCUCUGGGGUCACCAUGGCCGAACACCGGCGCCGGGAUAAAUGGGCCAAUGCCGCUGGAAUAUAACACAGGGCUCGGACAAACACUUUCAACAGGCCCUUCCUUCCAAGCUCCAAAUACCACAUUCCAGAGCUUCUUGUCACCAGCUCCAACAAGCCAACAGCUAUUAGGGUUUAAUCCUAAUUCUUCUACCUACCCUCACAAUCCUGGAAACCCUUUCGGAUCCCCGGUACUUCUAUGGUCACCUUCACCCCUCUCUUAUGAAAACAGCCAGCCUCAUCCCGCUCCUACUGGGAUCCCAUUUCCAUAUGGUGGAUUCUCUAAUACCAUGCCUGAGACCCCCCAGGAACAAUUUAUCCCUCAACUGCCAAGCCAGAACUCUCCCCAAGAGCAUGUUCAAGGUUCUGUUCAAGAUUUAUCCGAGGGCUUUUUCGAGGGCCUGGACCAGCAACCAUUCGAGACCUUGUUUAACCCUGAUGAAAACAAAGAAGGGAACGGCAACCCUAACCCCAAUCCCAAUUCCAGAGGGUCGCAAUAG
Messenger RNA from Hypoxylon trugodes, 657 nucleotides. RefSeq lists its product as uncharacterized. The coding region runs from base 1 to 657 and encodes 218 amino acids. The transcript has a single exon. NCBI's taxonomy places the organism in Eukaryota, Fungi, Ascomycota, Sordariomycetes, Xylariales, Hypoxylaceae. The record is from RefSeq and is a predicted model, not a curated record.